AUGGCUGCUCGAAUCCCGACCACUAAACCCACUAUCCUCGGCACCGAACUUGCACUUAUCAAAGAAGCCCUUACGCUCUCCAAUCUAAACGGCAAAGGAAAAUACACCCGUCUCUGCGAGCAGUGGCUGGAGACGUUCAUGCCCACCGACUCAAAGGGGAAAGCAUUUGUUCUUUCAUCGUGCACCUCCGCUCUCGAACUGGCCGCCAUCCUUGCCAACAUCCAACCCGGAGAUGAAAUCAUCGUUCCCAGCUACACUUAUGUGUCGACUGUAAAUUCUUUUGUUCUCCGUGGUGCGGUGCCCGUCUUCGUGAGCCUGGACAGUCGAACCAUGAACAUCGAUGCACGCGUGAUCGAGGCCGCAAUCACGUCCAAGACACGCGUCCUCGUUCCAGUACACUAUGGGGGCAUCGCGGCCGAUAUGGACCCCAUCAUGGACAUUGCCCGGCGAUACGGGUUACUGGUAGUGGAGGAUGCUGCCAUGGCAUGCACGUCACUCUACAAAGGCCGCAUGCUCGGUACUAUCGGCCAUAUAGGAUGCAUCAGCUUCCAGGAAAAGAAAAACUUCACCGCAGGUGGCCAGGGCGGCGCUUUGCUUGUCAAUGACCCUUCGUUCAUUGACCGUGCGAGGAUUGUCUAUGAGCACGGUACAAAUCGCGGCCAGGUCGAUCGGUACCAAUGGUUGGAUCUGGGCAUCAACGCUACUUUGUCCGAAGUACAGGCUGCAUUCCUCUACGCCCAACUCCAGGCCGCAGAUACCAUCAAUGCUUCGAGACUCAAGCUUUGGCAGAGGUAUCACUCCGCGCUCCGGCCACUGGUGGAGAAGGGAUACUUGAUUCUGCCGACAAUUCCGGGAAAUACGACACAUAAUGGCAAUGUAUUUUGGAUCAGGCUCGUAGACGCACGAAGAAGAAGGCAAAUGAUAGAAUUCUUGAAUCUGAGAGGGAUUCAGGCACACCCGCAGUUUAUGCCGUUGCAUUCAUCCCCUAUGGGUCUGGUGACAGGGAGGUUCAGCGGUGAUGGUCAGAGCACCGAGAUGGUCGUAGCACAGAUCCUCCUGUUGCCGCUUUUUGUGGGACUGUCAGACGGAGAGCAGGAGCGCGUCAUCGAGGGUGUUUUUGCAUUCUGGACAGAAAUCCGACCGUCGUGA
Messenger RNA from Aspergillus uvarum CBS 121591, 1149 nucleotides. RefSeq names its product putative pyridoxal phosphate-dependent enzyme. The record is from RefSeq and is a predicted model, not a curated record. Bases 1 to 1149 code for a protein of 382 amino acids. Gene Ontology annotation, biological process: polysaccharide biosynthetic process. NCBI's taxonomy places the organism in Eukaryota, Fungi, Ascomycota, Eurotiomycetes, Eurotiales, Aspergillaceae. The transcript has a single exon. Gene Ontology annotation, molecular function: pyridoxal phosphate binding; dTDP-4-amino-4,6-dideoxygalactose:2-oxoglutarate transaminase activity.